AUGAGUCAUCGCCGGGAUACCAGAACCGACGUGGUUCACGUCAUACCCACAAACGACCCUCCACCAGAAUCACCGUACAAGAAAACACGCGGGUCUCCCUCUUCCUCCUCCUCCGAGAUUAUAAAACCCUUCUUCAAGACCAAGCUCUGCUGCAACUUCCGCACAGGAAACUGUCCGUACGCUACGAGCAUUUGCCAUUUCGCUCACAGCGUGGAGGAGCUCCGUCUUCCGACGGCGGCUGAGACCCGCGGGGAGUUUAAGAUGCCUGCUGAGAGUGGAAGACCGUACAAGGGAAGGCACUGCAAGUUUUACGGCGGAGAAGGAGGGUGUCCUUACGGAGAAAGAUGUACGUUUCUACACGACGAGGGUUCAAGAGACAGAGAGAGAUUUGCCAUUAGUUUAGGCUCUCGUGGUGGUUGUGGUGCUGGUGAUGUUGUUGCUCUGAAUUGGAAGACAAGGAUGUGCAACAAGUGGGAGAUGAGUGGGUUUUGUCCUUUCGGUACUAACUGCCUCUUUGCUCAUGGAGCUUCUGAGUUGCAUAGGUUUGGUGGGGGACUUGUGGAAGAAGACGGUAAGAUCAGAGCAUCUUCUACUCUUGACACAAAGAAGACAGGACUAGCUGACACAGUGAGUAGCCUUGUUUCUCAUGGAGUUCCUUCCCAACGUGCAUCUAAUGCUGUUACUCAGAAACCCAACGGAGUCAGAGUUCUAAGGAAAUGGAAAGGACCGGAUAAAAUCAGCAGGGUUUAUGGUGAUUGGAUCGAUGAUAUUGAAUAAAGUCACUGCCUUUUAUUACAGUCUGAUUGAUGACAAAGGUAGUUUAGAGUUCUAACUAUGUGAUAUAUUAGCUUCCUCUUCUUGUUGUAGAUUGUGACUUAACAAAGAGCUCAUCUUUUUGUUGUUUGUAUCACAUCUGAUUCUCUUAUGCCAAU
Messenger RNA from Eruca vesicaria subsp. sativa (arugula), 932 nucleotides. The record is from the annotation of a GenBank genome assembly. Lineage: Eukaryota; Viridiplantae; Streptophyta; Magnoliopsida; Brassicales; Brassicaceae.